Pseudophryne corroboree (corroboree frog) is the source of this 2360-nucleotide messenger RNA. RefSeq names its product E3 ubiquitin-protein ligase TRIM11-like. Lineage: Eukaryota; Metazoa; Chordata; Amphibia; Anura; Myobatrachidae. Gene Ontology annotation, molecular function: zinc ion binding; protein binding. The record is from RefSeq and is a predicted model, not a curated record. Bases 63 to 1667 code for a protein of 534 amino acids. The transcript has a single exon.
UCACCCUACUGGUUUCUGAGUGUCAGAGACUUUCACUUUCAUUUCUCUCUUCUGCUGCAGCGAUGGCGUCUGCUGAUCUGAGGCAGGAGCUGGACUGUUUCAUCUGCCUGAGCAUUUAUACAGAUCCUGUAACCCUGAGAUGUGGCCACAACUUCUGCCAGGUCUGUAUUGAUCGUGUGCUGGAUACACAGGAGGGGUGUGGAGUUUAUACCUGUCCUGAAUGCAGAGCAGAGUGUCAGGAGCGUCCUGCACUGCAGAGGAACAUAACGCUGUGUAACAUAGUGGGGAGUUUCCUGUCUACUCGGCCAGAUCAGGAGGAGACUGGGAUCUUCUGCACUUACUGUGUGGACUCUCCUGUACCUGCUGCUAAAUUCUGUCUGCAUUGUGAGGAUCAUCUGUGUGAUAAUCACCUGAGAGUACACAGCAAGUCACCAGAGCACAUCUUAUGUGAUCCCACCACUGCCCUGGGGAACAGGAAAUGCUCCGUUCAUAAGAAGAUCCUGGAGUAUUACUGCACUGAGGACUCUGCCUGUAUCUGUGUGUCCUGCUGUCUGAUUGGGGAACACAGAGGACAUCAGAUGGAGUCGCUGGAUGAGGCCUCUGAGGAGAAGAAGAAGAAGCUGAGAAAUGUUCUGCAAAAACUGACCACAAAGAGAGCGGAAACUGAGAAGAGAGUGCAGAGUCUGCAGGAGCGCAGGAGGGAAGACCCAGGAAAAUCAGCUGAUUUAACAAAGACAGUCACUGCCUUGUUUAGAGACAUCAGGAGACAGCUGGAAGACCUGGAGAAGAAAGUCCUGAGUGAGAUCUCCAGGCAGGAACAGCGCGUUUCACUCUCAGUCUCAGCUCUGAUCCAGCAGCUGGAAAUAAAGAAGGACGAGCUGUCCGGGAAGAUGCGUCACAUUGAGGAGCUGUGUAACAUGACUGACCCAGUGACUGUCUUACAGGAACCAGACACAGGGGACUUGUGUGAUACUGAGGACACAGAGAGACGUGAUACCCAGGUCCGUGGUGCAGGAGAUCUGGAUGUGGGUCUCAUCUCAGGGAAAUUACAUAUAUUAUCUGAUAUAAUAACAGGGAUAAAUAGGGGGAUCUAUGUGCAGCAACCCACAGACAUAUUACUGGAUGUAGCCACAGCUGGUGAUACUAUACAGAUAUCAGGUGACAGGAAAACUGCAUCCAGGUCAGAUAUAAACCAGAAUCACCCAGUAACACCAGAGAGAUUUCAGAGUUAUCCUCAGGUAAUAAGCAGCAGGGGAUUCUCCUCAGGGCGACAUUACUGGGAGGUGGAUGUCAGUAAGUCAGUGAGGUGGAGGGUGGGGAUGUGUUACCCCAGUAUAGGCAGGAGAGGAGAUCAGUCAUACAUUGGAGGUAAUAAGAAGUCCUGGUGUCUGUGUAAGAAACUUAAUCCGUGGACAAUAAGAUAUGACAAUACAGUGAUACAUGACAGAAAAGAGAUCCGGUUACCUGACUAUAUCCCCUGUGACAGAGUGAGGGUAUAUCUGGAUUAUGAGGCAGGACAGCUGUCCUUUUAUUCUCUGUGUGACCCCAUCAUACACUUACAUACCUACACUGCCGCCUUCACUGAGCCCCUCCAUGCUGCAUUACUUGUAUGGGAUGGUUGUGUAACUAUAUGUGGGAGAGUCAGGAGCUGGGAGAAAUUACCAUAAGAAAUCAGCUCAGAAACUGGUGGCGUAACAAGGAGGGGAAUCGGAUUGGGCGACCAUUCAGCCAACAGGAAUGAAUCAUUGGGUUGAGCUCUAGGCUGAGGUGACCAAUGUGUCUGGAGUUGUUCCCAUAUUGGUGUGCUGGAUACUGUCAUUAUAAAUAUACUUAUCUAUGGGAUUUCUCUGCUUCUGGCCCACUGACAGCUGUGAUUGGCUGCAGUAUCUGUCUGUCACCCAGUGUGCACCCUAUCACAGUAGUCAGUGCUAAACUUGCUCCUGUUGGCUGUAAUAGACACAGAGGGUGAAUGGGGUGGGGCUUAUAUAAACCUCCGCCAACUGGGAUUUGUAGUAUGAGAGUGUUCCUUACAUAGCACAAGCCAGGAUGUACUACAUCUCCCAGCAUGCCUUAUUACUAAUCCACAAUUACUCGAUAUUUGUUUUUUUAAUUAAUAAGUAUAAUUAGUGUAAUUUUUUAUUUCAAUAGUGUUGAUUAUAUAUAUAGCUCCCUCUUUAUAACGCCUCCCUCACCUCCCGCCAAGUGUGCGCCUGUAUUCUGGCGUGGGGUCAUUGCCGGCAGUUAGGAUACACUUAGAUUUAUAGUAUAAGCUUCCCUAAUAAUAACCUCGUAUAAAAUGCUAGAUACAGAAUAUAAGUGUUUCUAUGCGGCUGAUUUAUUAAAAUAAUUUUUGUUUCGCA